AUGUCAAAACGUAUUGAAGAUAGUCUCAAGAUAUGUACAGUAUGUGCAUCCAACAAUAAUAGAUCAAUGGAAUCUCAUAAACAAUUACAAGAUGCUGGGUAUGAUGUUCACUCAUUUGGUACAGGUACUAAAGUCAGACUUCCUGGUCCAAGUAUAGAUAGACCGAAUGUAUAUGAUUUUGGAACCCCAUAUAAGAACAUGUAUGAUGAUUUAACUAGUCAAGAUUGUCGAAAGUUAUAUGAAACCAAUGGUGUGAUUCUGAUGUUGAGCAGAAACAUGCAAGUCAAGAAAGCACCUGAAAAAUGGCACAAUAAUGCCACAUCGGGUAAAUUUGAUUUAGUUAUAACAUGUGAAGAGAGAUGUUUUGAUAGUGUGAUUGAAGAUUUGAUGCAUAGAGAAUAUGACAAAGAGGCAGCUGAUCAUGAUGAUAUCAGAAGAUUGGUACAUAUAAUUAAUGUGGAUAUUAAAGAUGAUAAUGAAAAUGCUAUCAUGGGAGGUAAAGGUAUAUUGAAAUUGGUUAAUAUGAUCCAUGAUUUCAAAAGGAAAAAACAACAGGAACUAGGUGAUGAAGUGGAAGAUGAGCUGCAUUUGAUUUUAGAAGAUCAAAUGAUGGGUAUAUUGACUGAAUGGCAAAAGGAACAUGUCCAUUUGCCAACUCUAUAUAGUGUUUCAUACUAUUAA
This is a messenger RNA of Candida tropicalis MYA-3404, 681 nucleotides long. RefSeq names its product RNA polymerase II subunit A C-terminal domain phosphatase (gene SSU72). Gene Ontology annotation, molecular function: RNA polymerase II CTD heptapeptide repeat phosphatase activity. The transcript has a single exon. The coding region runs from base 1 to 681 and encodes 226 amino acids. The record is from RefSeq and is a predicted model, not a curated record. Gene Ontology annotation, cellular component: nucleus; mRNA cleavage and polyadenylation specificity factor complex. Lineage: Eukaryota; Fungi; Ascomycota; Pichiomycetes; Serinales; Debaryomycetaceae. Gene Ontology annotation, biological process: termination of RNA polymerase II transcription.